AUGGCCGAUGUUCAUGUAGACAGUUUGAUGACUGAUAAUGUGGAAGGAAGUGGAUUUGUUGAUUGUAGUAAUACAAAGCAUGAGUUGGAGCAAGAGAAAAUUAAUCAUGUUAAUUCUAUUGAUAAUGGCAAGUCCAAUACCGUGGAACCAUGGAUUGGAAUGGAAUUUCCCACAUAUACUGCUGCGUAUGAUUAUUACAAUGAUUAUGCAAAAAUAAACGGAUUCAGUGUCCGCAUAAGCUCAGGCAAUUACUCUAGGAAAGAAGGAAAAGAACUCAUAUCAAAGAAAUUUGUUUGUAAUAAGGAGGGUCUAAAAUUUAUAAAUGAUAAGAGAAAGCACGGAAAAAUAGUCAAGCGUCGAAGAGAUACUAGAGUCGGUUGCAAGGCGAUGUUGCGGGUAAAUCGUACUGAUAAAGGUACAUGGAUAGUGAGCAAACUUGUUAAUGAGCAUACAAAUCAUAAGUUGACUAGUCCAGAUAAGGUUAAGAAUCAUUAUUCACAUCGAAAGUUACAUCGAACAAAAGGUUGUCGAAGUCUGAUUGAUAGUUUGCAUGAAGAAGGGCUUCCGCCAGCAACAAUUUCACGAGUAAUAAAUGUUCGAAGUCUGAUUGAUAGUUUGCAUGAAGAAGGGCUUCCGCCAGCAACAAUUUCACGAGUAAUAAAUGUUGGUAAUGGGAAUCGGGAGGAAAUCGUCACACCGCAACAAUGUAGUGAUCAUAUCAGAAAACAGAGAAAGAAUAACAUGGGUAAUGAAUGCAUAUUAGUCAUUCAAAAAUUCAUAGAUAAAAGGACAUUUGAUCCAGAUUUUUAUUUUGCUAUUGAAUUAGAUACUACAGGAACUAUGAGGAGUGUAUUUUGGGCAGAUGGACGGGCAAGGGCAUCAUUCUUAAAGUUUCAUGACGUUGUUGUUUUUGAUGUUACAUAUAGAACUAACAAGUUAGCACUGCCUUUUGCUCCAUUUACUGGUGUUAACCACCAUAGACAGUCAACUUUGUUUGGUUGUGCACUACUUGCAGAUGAGGAAGAAGACACAUUUGUCAGGUUGUUUACUGAAUGGGUUAAAUGUAUGAAUGGGGUGGCUCCGCAUGCUAUUAUUACAGACCAGGACAAAGCUAUAUGUAAUGCCAUUCAAAGAGUGUUUCCAAAUACUCGACAUCGCUAUUGCAAAUGGCAUCUUGGCAAGCACAUGGUUGAUCAUUUAUUAUAUCUACAAAAGUUGCAUGGAGAAGAGUUUGCAAACUACUUUAAUAGAUGGUGGCAUAGCAAGACAGUUGAAACAUGUAUUCAGCAAUGGGAUGAGUUAAAAGAAAAGUUCAAUAUAGAAGAAAAUGAGGAAGGUUGGUUACAAACCAUGUACAGAAAUAGAACACAUUGGGUUCCAUGCUAUCUCAAAGAUACUUUCUUUGCAGGAAUGACAUCAAGCCAACGUAGUGAAAGUAUAAAUGCCUUCUUUGACACAUACGUCAACUCACAAACAUUGUUGCCCGACUUUGUUGAGCAAUAUGAUAAAGCAAUAUUAUCACGUCAUUCUCAAGAAUUAAGUGAAGAUUUUGCUACUUUGAAUACAAAGCCUGUGAUGCAUCUAAACCAUCCGAUUGAGAUUCAAGCUGGAGAGUCAUAUACAAGAGCUAUAUUUGAGAGGUUUCAAGAUGAGCUUAAAGCUUCUGUAUCUUUGUUUCAUGAUGAGAUGGGAAAAGAAGAAUCAAUUUCUAAAUACAUAGUUGGCUCGCUCUCUACUGAAAGAAGUGUAUGGGAGCAUCUUCAGUAA
Messenger RNA from Asparagus officinalis (garden asparagus), 1767 nucleotides. RefSeq names its product protein FAR1-RELATED SEQUENCE 5-like. The record is from RefSeq and is a predicted model, not a curated record. Gene Ontology annotation, biological process: regulation of DNA-templated transcription. NCBI's taxonomy places the organism in Eukaryota, Viridiplantae, Streptophyta, Magnoliopsida, Asparagales, Asparagaceae. The transcript has 2 exons. The coding region runs from base 1 to 1767 and encodes 588 amino acids.